AUGCAGAACAAAAAAAUCAAGGAGGCAAAGAGAUACCUUAAGACUGAGUUUAAGUCCCAUGUUGGCAGAGAGGAAACUUGUGCUGAUCACUGCACUGCACAUGCCCUAGGUGACACAAGUGACUCCAACCUGCAAAGCAUAUGUCAGCACGAACAUGAAACUGACUGCGAGCAAUGCGAAUCAUUAGAGACAGUUUUGAAGGAAAUUGAAUACGAGAUCAACCGUGUUGAGAUGCCGGAGGAGCACAGAUGGCGGUUAAGCCACGACUACAAACUCUGUUUGGCAUCUAUCCAGGAGUGGAAGGCGCAUUUGCUCCGCACAGUAAAUCAAGAAGAAGGAAAGCAAUUUGCUCUUGUACAUGUUGAUUCAGCUUCAUGUUUAAUCGUUAUGGAUUGGGCCAUGAAAUACCUCCCACAACGUUAUCGGGAACGAAUGAGUGAUUUCUUCGGAAAACGAGGACGAAGCUGGCAUGUGAGUGCUGUGAUCACUAAGCAUACUGAAAAAUUCCAAGUGGAAUGUUUUGUCCAUCUGUUCGAUAACUGCACGCAGAACAGCUUUGCUGUAGCCUCUAUAAUAGAGCAUCUUUUAAAUACCAUCAAGAAAGAAUCACCGGAGAUUGAAAAUGUUUUCCUGAGAUCCGAUAACGCAGGUUGCUACCAUAGUGGACCUCUUUUGCUCAGUCUUCCGUUCAUUGGUCAACGAACCAGCAUGACAAUUCUGCGUUACGACUUUUCAGAGCCACAGUCCGGAAAAGACAUCUGUGACCGAAAGACCGCUCCUAUGAAGGCACACCUACGACGAUGGGUCAAUGAAAAACACAAUGUCAUCACUGCGGAAGACAUGAAGACAGCACUAGAGUCGCAUGGAGGAGUAAAAGGAGUCAGGGCGGCAGUUGUCAAAGUGGACACUAAUAAAGAAAUCACCGCCAACAAGAUACCAGGUAUCAGCCUUCUUAACAACUUUUCGUUUGAGGAAAACGGAAUACGCGCUUGGCGUGCAUUCAACGUUGGACCCGGCAGAUUCUUAUCAUUCAGUCAGCUUGAAGUUGUACCACAGGAAGAAACUGGAUUGAAAGUCCUAAAGGAGUGGGGUCCACGUAGCAACAAUCUUGGCUCAGUUAGCCAUGCUUCCAGUCCACGAGGAGAAAUAUUCUCAUGCAGUGAAAGUACAUGCGUGCUAACGUUCAAGACUCGAGAAGAAGCGGAAGCUCACAUGGACGCAGGGAAGCAUGUACGUGCGUCAGACCUAGAUUGUGAGUCUGUGUACGAUGCGGCACGAAAGAAGUGGGCUGACCGAGUCGGAGAGAUGCAUGUGGCUAGCGGAGAUAGACAGCGAAUUGCAUUUGAAGAAGCCGGGCCUUCCAGUGCUAGAGAACGCCGUAAUAAAGGGUGGGCGCUUAAAUCAACUAAGCGGGCCAACAGGAUGGAAGAGAAAGUAAAAGCCUUUCUUGUUCAGAAAUUUAACCAAGGAGUAGCGGGAGGGCAAAAGGCUGAUCCAAUUCACGUGGCUAGAGAGAUGAAGAGUAUUAGAGAUAGCAGUGGAACGUUACAAUUUAAACCAGACGAAUGGAGAACCGCUCAACAAAUUAGUAACUUUUUCGCAAGGAUGUCAGCGUUGCAGCGCCAAAGACAAGCUGAUGAAAUAGAGAGCCAGGAGGAGGAACAAGAAGUAACAGACGAAGACCUCAUAGCCCUUGAAUCAGAAGACUACAUUCAAGCCAUACGCCAGGAGGUUUACAGAGACAUUGAACAAAAUAUCAGUCACCCUAUUAAAGUAGAAGCAGUAAACGUUUGUGAACUUUCGCGUGCUGGAAAGCUCAGUUCGCUGAAGUUAGCACAGUUGAGAGAAGUAUGCAGAGCAUUUAGUCUGCGAACAAAUGGUAGCAACUCAAGAAAACGUACUUUUACUGAACCACUUGAUGCCUACGCUAAGUUGUGCUCAUGUCGGAAAUAA
Messenger RNA from Porites lobata, 1953 nucleotides. Lineage: Eukaryota; Metazoa; Cnidaria; Anthozoa; Scleractinia; Poritidae. The record is from the annotation of a GenBank genome assembly.